AUGACCCUGCCUUCUUCAGACGAAGUUGAGGAUGAUCCCGAGAUAAAACUCACCCUGACUGAGAGUGACUUGCCCCUAGAGGGCGGGAAAUUACCCGGUCAGGCCCUGGUGGUCGAAUUGGCAUGCUGUGGCCACGACAAAACUCGUUUUAUGGAUCACGAUGGAUUCUGUGGUUCCGUGAAGUAUUUAAAUGCUUCCAAUAAAUUUAUCCAUGUGCACGCCCAACGUCUUGUAAAAUAUGGCCCUGAACUCCUUUAUAUGGCAGCAACAAUCAUAAGCCCGCCUGCAGCCUUCAAUAACCAAAAAAAUAUGAGAGGCACCAAAAUAUGCCCCUUAUGUUUCGAGCCUCAUCGCAUCAGUCGCGAUAUCGGCUACUUUAUCUUCGUAUCCUCCACGAUCAGCCACGCCCAUGCAUGGCCCAUGGCCCCCUGUGCCGACAACAGCCAGGAGACGUUGCUGAUUGGGGCUGUUGAACCGAGUACGCUCCCAACUAAUCAACUCGCACCCUCCUUGAUCGGGGGCGAACAGCAGGAAUUGGAGCCAGAGGUCACAUAG
Messenger RNA from Cantharellus anzutake, 555 nucleotides. RefSeq lists its product as uncharacterized. The transcript has 4 exons. The coding region runs from base 1 to 555 and encodes 184 amino acids. NCBI's taxonomy places the organism in Eukaryota, Fungi, Basidiomycota, Agaricomycetes, Cantharellales, Hydnaceae. The record is from RefSeq and is a predicted model, not a curated record.